Messenger RNA from Cuscuta europaea, 1191 nucleotides. The record is from the annotation of a GenBank genome assembly. NCBI's taxonomy places the organism in Eukaryota, Viridiplantae, Streptophyta, Magnoliopsida, Solanales, Convolvulaceae.
GAAUUCCUGAACGGACAUUAAUUCCGCAAAAAACUCAUUUUUUCAAGUUCAUUUGUUCAUUCUUUGAAACCUAGUGGAGUAUGUAUAUACUCUUUUCGUCCCAAAAUAAAUUUCAUAUCUUUCGUUUUUCUGUCGUCCUAAUCUAAACUUCAAUCUCCCUCGUAUGAUCAGGUCACGCAUUCCUCAGUUUAUUAAUCUACUUACAAGAGUUUAAUUUGGGAAGGAGGCAGCACGGAGUAAUAUAUAAAGAGAUUUGGUGUACAGGUAUUGAAUAGAGUUACAGUCUUACAGAUGAUGAGGAACUAAUUAGAGAUGGGCAUGGCCAAGGCAUGGAGGCAUGGCGGUGGCGCGUUGAGUAACCUGACUGCUGGGGGGGCUGCGCAACACCGGCAAAAGCAGCAUUGGUUUGGCCCCUGCACAUCUUCAUCGAGGCGGUCAAUCUCGUGGACGGCCGUAUGCGGUGUGAUACUCUUCGCCUUGGGGUUAAUCUCUCUCUUCACUGGCCAUGUCGCGACUAAUCUCGACUGGUACUCUCAGCACUCAUGGUUCUUCCCGCGGGAAAGGAGUAUUCGUGCACCUAUAGAUAUUUGGGAUUCAAAAUAUUCGAAAUUUUACUAUGGAUGCAGUGAAAGAGGCCCAAGUUUUUCUAGCCCGGUUUCUGAGCGAUCUUCAAAUGGGUACCUACUCAUUGCAACUAGUGGAGGGCUAAACCAACAAAGGACUGGAAUAACUGAUGCAGUUGUAGUUGCAAGGAUACUGAAUGCAACUUUAGUUGUACCUGAGUUAGAUCACCAUUCAUUUUGGAAAGAUGAUAGUGAUUUUGUCAACAUAUUCGAUGUGAACUGGUUCAUCUAUUACCUGACCAAAGAUGUAACUAUUGUCAAGCGAGUCCCAGAGAAGGUUAUGAGAUCAAUGGAAAAACCCCCAUAUACAAUGCGUGUUCCUAGAAAGUCAGAGCCAGAAUACUAUUUGGACCAAGUUUUACCUAUACUGUUACGAAGACGUGUUCUUCAGCUGACAAAGUUUGAUUAUCGCCUUACCAAUGAAUUGGAUGUAGAACUACAGAGGCUGCGUUGUCGAGUGAAUUAUCAUGCCUUAAGAUUUACUAAACCCAUAAGAAGUAUGGGUCAAAAACUCGUGUUUCGUAUGCAGAAUAUGGCAAAACGUUUUAUUGCUGUUCAUUUGAGGUUU